AGUGUACUCUCUCUGUAAGGUUAGAGUUUUGACGAUCCUCGGUGGAAUCUGCAUUUUUAAAGCCUCACCAGAACGACCCGACCUGCAUCCAUGAUCUGCAUCCUGCUAGUAGCCGGCCACGGCACUGUCCUACAGACACAGAUUAAGAAUGACGACACAGGUUUAUACAGCCAUCUGACCGGUGUACCCAAGGCUUUGCUUCCUGGGACUGGAGGGAAGAAGAUUCUUGACUUCUGGUGGGAAACUGUCAACGUGCGGCAGCUCUUCACGGAGGUCUACCUGGUCACCAACGCAGACAAGUACAAGCAUUACGAGCGCUGGGCCACAGCUAACGACUUCCCGGUGGAGAACAUAGUGAACGAUGGCAGCACGACCCUGAAGGACCAGCUUGGGGCCGUGGCUGACCUGGAGCUCGUCAUAAGGAGUCGCAAGCUGGAUGAUGACGUUGUUGUGAUUGCUGGAGACAUGCUGUGUGCUGAUCAGAACUUUGAUAUCGCUCAAGUUAUCCGCUUCUUCAGGUCCAAGCCUGGAGAGCUGAUCAUCUACUAUGAGAUGGAGGAAGGUGAGCGGAGCAGCUCCAGGGGGAUUGUGGAGGUCUGUCCAAAGACCCACAGGAUAACUUGCUUCUUGGAGAAACCCGAGGAAGGACGGACAGUGUCCCGACUGGCCAGCGUGGUGUUCUACUGCGUCCGCAGAGACACGCUGUCCUACAUGUCCGACUUUCUCAGCCUGCAGACUCGAACCACGGAGCGGACCUUUGGACUAUUCUGGGAGUGGCUCAUCAAUGAGAAGCAGCUGGACGUGUUUGGAAUGAAGCUUCCUACUGGCUUCCAGCUCAUUGGACAAGUGGGCUUGUCAGACUACACAAAGUGGCUGACUCACUACUCCACCAAGAAACAGGACAACCCCGCUCAACCAAUCACAUGCCGCUCAUAUGCCAGGGUUGGAUUAAUGGGAAAUCCCUCAGAUGGUUUCAAUGGGAAAACCAUCGCCAUGACCAUCUCUAACUUUUGGGCUGAGGUUACUCUGGUGGAGAGUCAGAUUCUGGCUUUAGUCCCUCACCCACUGAAUGAUCCCACAGAGUUUGGCAGUCUGCAGGAUCUGUUCUGCAUCAGCAGGAGGGAGGGGUACCUGGGAGGUCUGCGGCUGCUGCAGGCUACGUGUAAGAAGUUCUACCAGUUCUGCUCCAAACGAGGCAUUGCUUUAACGAAGCAGAACUUCACCCUGAAGUAUGACACCAACAUCCCUCGGCAAGUGGGCCUAGCUGGAAGCAGUGCCAUAGUUUCAGCUACUCUGAAGUGUCUCAUGGAGUUCUACAACAUCACUGACAAUGAUCUUCCCAAACCGAUCCGAGCCAACUUCAUCCUGAGUGUGGAGACCGAUGAGCUGUUCAUCACGGCUGGCCUGCAGGACAGAGUGGUGCAGGUGUAUGAAGGUUUGGUCUACAUGGAUUUCAGCAAGAAGCUCAUGGAUGAGCAAGGCUACGGGAACUACGCUUCUAUGGACAUGAGUGACCUUCCACGGUUCUGGCUGGCCUACCUGAGUGACCCCAGCGACUCUGGACGUAUCCAUAGCAACAUCCGGCAGCGUUGGCUCAGUGGGGAGCCAGUGGUUGUUGAGGCCAUGAAGACCUUUGCUGAGCUCACAGACCAGGCGAGGUCAGCGAUUAAAGAGAGAGACUGGACUCGUCUGGCCCAACUGAUGGACCAGAACUUUGAGCUGCGCAGGUCUAUCUACACUGAUGACUGUCUGGGUCCUGGGAACCUCAGGAUGGUUCAGCUGGCGAGGCAGUUUGGCUCAGCAGUGAAGCUCCCCGGCAGUGGGGGGGCCGUGGUGGGCCUGUGUCUGGACCAGGUCAGGCUGGUGGAGAUGAGGCAGGCUUUCCAGGAGGCAGGCUGCGUCUUCUGUGUCAUCUCACCGUACAUCCCAUCUGCCAGCUCCGUUGGAGGCCUUCACUAACCUGACCCAGCUCACUGCUGAUCAGUACAAGAAAUGUUCCACUGCACAACACCAUUUAGCACAGUAGCAGUCCCGUUGUUAGGCCCAGCACACUCUGGUUGGCCUUAUUGUAACAAUGGGCAGCAGAUCAUGAUCCACGCUUGGAAAUGAAUUAAACUAAUAGUUAGUGAGGCUCCUAGUGUCUCUGCAUCUAGAAUAAAAAACAAGUUGCAUAGCUAGGGGGGGGAAAUUAGGUGGAGUUGGUGAAAUUAUUAUCAGCAGCAACAAUGUAAAAUUAUGUAAUUAUUUUCUAUAAUGCGAGAUAUAGUUUUAGAAGUUAUCAUAAUUUUAUACUGAAAUUAAAAAUACAUAAUACCAUG
Poecilia latipinna (sailfin molly) is the source of this 2318-nucleotide messenger RNA. It is a transcript of the gene gkup, whose product is annotated as glucuronokinase with putative uridyl pyrophosphorylase. Lineage: Eukaryota; Metazoa; Chordata; Actinopteri; Cyprinodontiformes; Poeciliidae. Bases 91 to 1959 code for a protein of 622 amino acids. The transcript is spliced from 23 exons. Gene Ontology annotation, molecular function: glucuronokinase activity; ATP binding. The record is from RefSeq and is a predicted model, not a curated record. Gene Ontology annotation, biological process: biosynthetic process.